AUGACUCAAGCUUUGCUCAAUUUCCAGAUUUCUCCUUCUUUCGCAAUCUCCAGAACCCUAAUUCACUCUCACUCAUCUCUCCGGAGUUUGAAGAAUCCGAGCUCAAAAUCGCGACGAUGCCUCCUAAUCAAACGGAUACGAUGCGAAGCUUCUUCAGCCGGCGGCGGCAAUAGCUUAAGAACCUGCAAGAAUUGCAAAACCCAAUUCGAUCCUCUCCUCAAUAACCCUAGAGCUUGCAGAUUCCACACUGCUCAUUUCGGAGGUGAGACGAAGAGGAAAUUCGAGAGUGUAUACAGUGGUGGAACAAUGGAUACACCAAAUUCUGGGAAAGUUUUGCAGUAUUGGCAUUGUUGUGGAUCUGAAGAUCCUUUUGAUUCUGGUUGUACUGCUUCUCCACAUUCUACAUAUGACGAUUGA
Microthlaspi erraticum is the source of this 417-nucleotide messenger RNA. The record is from the annotation of a GenBank genome assembly. Lineage: Eukaryota; Viridiplantae; Streptophyta; Magnoliopsida; Brassicales; Brassicaceae.